Messenger RNA from Aspergillus clavatus NRRL 1, 942 nucleotides. Its product is annotated as FAD synthase. NCBI's taxonomy places the organism in Eukaryota, Fungi, Ascomycota, Eurotiomycetes, Eurotiales, Aspergillaceae. Gene Ontology annotation, molecular function: FMN adenylyltransferase activity. The record is from RefSeq and is a predicted model, not a curated record. Bases 1 to 942 code for a protein of 313 amino acids. Gene Ontology annotation, biological process: FAD biosynthetic process. The transcript has a single exon.
AUGAACGUCCCAAACCAACAUUACCACGCCCCUCCUCCCCCUCCUCCUUCACACUAUCCCGACUCCCCCACCACAACAAAAGAAACAGACAACAUCCCAUCCAGCGCAUCAACAAAAACACCGACAGCAGCACCAGUACCAGCAGUGGAAUCCUAUCCCUCUCUCUCCGCCGUGGUCGCCACUCUCCACCAGAAAGUCCACUCCUUCCUCUCCGAAUCCCACCCCCCGGACUCCCUCCUCGCCGCUGUCCAGCGCCAAACCCGCAUCUCGCUGGACGUCGUCGCAACCGCCCGCGCCCGCUACAAGCUCUCCGAACUCUGCCUCUCCUACAACGGCGGCAAAGACUGCCUCGUCCUGCUCAUCCUCUUCCUCGCCAGCCUGCACCCGCUCCCUCCCCCAGAGGACGGCGGCCUCACCUACAUCCCAGCCAUCUACGCCCUCCCCCCCGACCCCUUCCCAGAUGUCGAGGACUUCGUGCAAUGGUCCUCGCGCGCCUACCACCUCGCCAUCGUGCGCUACACCACCGACCCGCCCGCCACUACCCUCCGCUCCAGCUUCGAGCACUACCUGUCCCUGAACCCGUCCAUCAAGGCCAUCUUCGUCGGGACCAGGCGCACCGAUCCGCACGGCGCAAACCUCACCCACUUUGAUCCUACCGAUAGCGGAUGGCCGGAUUUCAUGCGUAUUCAUCCCGUCAUCGACUGGCACUACGCGGAGAUCUGGGCCUUUAUCCGUCAUCUGGGACUCAGGUACUGCUCGCUGUAUGACCGGGGUUAUACCAGCUUGGGUGGUACCACGGAUACCCAUCCGAAUCCGAAGCUUCGCGUGAAUAGUCUGGCGGGCUCAGAGCUGGCGGCUGCUCCCGGCACGCGCGAGGAUCAUCGGUAUCGCCCGGCUUAUGAGUUGACCGACGAUCAGGAGGAAAGGCUGGGACGCAGGUGA